Molecule: messenger RNA, 1995 nt
Organism: Mucor mucedo
Lineage: Eukaryota; Fungi; Mucoromycota; Mucoromycetes; Mucorales; Mucoraceae
Exons: 10
Coding region: 1-1725 (574 amino acids)
Biological process (GO): protein deubiquitination
Cellular component (GO): cytosol; nucleus
Molecular function (GO): cysteine-type deubiquitinase activity; cysteine-type endopeptidase activity
Source: RefSeq, a predicted model, not a curated record
AUGUCAAGUACUUCUCUCUUUAAAUGGAUGGGCCUGGGUCAACAGGCAGGCAAAGCAACAACAGAACAUGAUACCAUUGACGAAGGAGAACGUUAUUUCGGCCUAGAAAACUUUGGUAACACUUGUUACAGCAACUCUGUAGUACAGGCACUUUAUUACUGUAAACCUUUUCGACAAUGUGUUUUAAACUUUCCACAAGCAAGUACAGCUCAGCUAUCCACACCCAUGACAGCCAGUUCUCCCAUGGUCAAUACCGUGGGUCAUUCUUAUUUCCCAUCCACAAGCUCUUCCUCCACCUCAUCCUCUCCAGCCAUUAAUGGCACAGGAAGAGUCAAUGGCACAAGUACACCAGGCAAAGAUACCACCGCCACCACCAGCACCAACAAUAAUAACAGUAAAUCGCGUGGUAGUGUCAACGGCCACGUUCCUAGUACACCUACCAUACCUAUCGAAAAAGACCAGAAUAAUUUCAAUAUCGCUCCUGGCAUGGAAGAUACUUUAUUUUCUUCAUUAAAGGACUUGUUUUGGAAGAUUUCUACACACAAGAAAAAAACUGGCGUAAUUGCACCCGUCAAUUUCAUCAACAAGGUCAAGAAAGAGAAUGAAUUAUUUCGGUCGAGUAUGCAUCAAGAUGCUCAUGAAUUCUUGAAUUACACUUUGAAUACAAUUGCCGAUGACGUUCAAAAAUAUCAACAAAGAAUCGCUAACGAACAAUCAAGUAUUCACAGCGGUAGUACUCAAAAUGAUACAGAAACUUCAGCCAAUCCUUCCAAAUUAAAACCCACUUGGGUCCAUCAAUUAUUCGAAGGUGUCUUUUCCAACGAGACCAAAUGUUUAUCCUGUGAAACUGUAACAAGCCGAGAUGAAUCAUUCAUGGAUCUAUCCAUCGACGUCGAAAUGAAUUCUUCCAUCACCUCUUGUUUACGUCAAUUCUCCGCAAGUGAAACUCUAUGUCACAAGAACAAGUAUUUUUGUGAUGUUUGUUCUGGUCUUCAAGAAGCCGAAAGAAGAAUGAAGAUCAAGAAAUUGCCAAAUAUUUUGGCUCUUCAUUUGAAACGUUUCAAGUAUCAGGAACAAUUACAAAAGUACAUCAAAUUAACCUACAGAGUCGUCUUUCCCUUUGAAUUAAGAUUGUUCAACACAAGCGAUGAUACGGAAGAUGCGGACAGAAUGUAUGAACUUUGGGGUAUUGUUGUACACAUUGGAAGUGGACCACAUCAUGGUCAUUAUGUUGCCAUUGUUAAAAGUAAUGGUCAUUGGAUGUUGUUUGAUGACGACGUAGUUACACAAAUACAAGAAGAAGAUAUUCAAAAGUAUUUCAGUGAUCUUCCAGGUAGUGGAUCAGGUUACGUUCUUUUUUAUCAAGCAGUGGAUUUAGACAUGGAUAGUAUCAAUAUAGCCACAGGAUUAGAGACAACAUCAUCAUCAUCAUUUGUCGGUGGAGGAAAAGAAGAGAGUACAAUUAGUAACGGCAGGCCGACAAACAUUGUCUCAACAACAAAUAAUACUAUGCCCUUGAGCCCGAUUCGAGUAGAUAGUGCUCAUGAUCAUCAUUUUGAAUCGAUAGGAUCUCCAAGAAGAGAAGAGUUUUCUCAUAUGGAUAUUCCUCCCACUGUAGAAUCAACAGCUAAUAUUGCCCAUCAUCCUCCUCCUCCUCCGCAAGAGGAGAAAAAGACACGUUGGGGAUUAGGCAGAAAACUUCGGGAAAAAAAGGAUAAAAAAUAAUAAAUUUUCCCCCCCCCCUUUUUUUUUUUUUUGUCUUGAAAUGUAAUAAUAAGACAAAUGUUACUUUGUUGUCAAUAACAAUCAAACAUUGCACCUUAUUUAUAUAUAUACUUCUUUUUUUUUUGAGUUGCCAUUUACAUCUUUUCUUUCCUCUUCAAUAAAUAAAUAAUGGGUAGCUGUUGUUCUGGUAGUUGUCAAAAUCCUUCCUCAAGUGGCUCAGGUUCUGGUCGUUUCUCAUUUGGCCAAUAAAAUUUCUGUUUUCAAUAAAUC